GGGGGGAGUCGCUGCUGUCGCUGCCGAAACGAUGGCUCAGCACGCAGGGCUACAGCGGCGACGACGCAGAAUUUCAGAAUGUCCAAUUACCUAAAUUACCGGUGCCAGAUCUACAGGCAACGAUGGACUCGUACCUGGAGUUCGCAGCGGUGAUUGUCAACCAACAGCAGCUGGAGCACACGCGGGGGCUGGUGCGGGGGUUUAUGGAAGAGCUGGGGCCCAGGCUGCAGGAGAUGCUGCUGGAACGACAGGCUGAGAUGGAAAACUGGGUGACGGACUGGUGGCUGGACGACAUGUACCUGAAGGUGCGCGCCCCACUGCCAAUCAACUCCAACCCUGGCAUGGUGUUCCCUCGCCGCCACUUCGCCAAGAUGGAGGAGGUGGCCGACCUGGGGGCACUGUUUAUUGACGAUCUACUCGAUUACAAAGAGAUGUUGGACAGAGGAGAACUACCUCUAGAGCGAGCCACCAGCCGCGAGAAAGGCCAGCCACUGUGCAUGGAACAGUUCUACCGACUGUUAGGAGUAUGUCGUAUACCUGAAAUGGUACGCGAUAGACUCGAGCUACCGCCGAAGAGAUCUGACACGGAAACUGAGGAGUUGGUGGUUGUAGCAUGCAGAAAUCAUUUCUACCCGAUCCCGGUGAAAGCAGUGGACCGCGGCAGAUUGACCCCGGGUGAGAUCCAAGCUCAACUACUGCACGUGAUGGUGGACGCGGCCGGCGCCCCACCCGCCCCCAAGGUCGGCCUGCUCACGUCCAUGAACAGGGAUCAGUGGGCCAAGACUAGGGAACACCUCAUAAAAGAUGAGAACAACCGCAUGAACUUGGAGCUUAUCUCGCGAUCGCUGUGCAUCCUCUGCUUGGACGAGGCGGGCGGGGACCGAGCGGACACCGACGCCGACACCAACGCCAUGCUCCGCGCCAUGCACGGCGCCGGCACCGCCCACCACUCCGCCAACCGCUGGUUCGAUAAGACCGUACAGCUAAUCAUCUCUUCGGACGGCACCGUGGGCAUGUGCUACGAGCACAGCGCAGCCGAGGGUGUGGCGGUGGUGCGGCUGGCGGAGCGGGCGCUGGCCCGGGCAGAGGUGGCGUCGAGGCCCGCGCCACCGCCCGCGCUGCUGCCCGCUCCGCAGGCCAUGAGGUGGAACAUCACACCUGACGUGCUUAGAACUAUUGAUCACGCCGCCAGGGAGUUGGAUCGGGCCAUUUUGGACUUGGAUUUCAAGGUGUACACGUACCGUGGGUACGGACGCGAAUUUAUGAAAUCAUGCCGCACCAGUCCUGACGUCUACAUACAGCUCGCUUUGCAGUAUGCCUAUUAUAAGAUGUACGGCUACCUAGUGAGUACAUACGAGUCCGCCUCCCUACGGCGAUUCCGCGCUGGUCGCGUGGACAACAUCAGGUCUGCCCACGAAGCGGCGCGCGCCUGGUCCGAGGCCAUGUGCUCGGCGGACAAGUCGCCGCUCACGGAGCCCACCGACGACACCCAGAAAAAGGAACAGAAGAGACUUGAGAAGUUCGAAGAUGCAGCCCGUCAGCAGACUUCGAUCAUGGAAGCGAACAUUCUGGGCCGCGGCAUAGACAACCACCUGAUAGCGCUCCGGGAGGCGGCGAGAGAAACCCUCGGAGAACUCCCACCCUUGUUCACCGACGUCACAUACAAACAAAUGAUUGAAUAUAAACUCAGCACUAGUCAGGUUGCAACCACUACAGACGGCACGUUUAUGGGAUACGGUGCAGUAGUCCCAGAUGGAUACGGCUGCAGCUACAAUCCGAAGAAGGAAUCCGUCAUCUUCUGCAUAUCGUCAUUCACUUCCUCGAGCGUGACCAACACUGAAGCGUUCCGGCAGUUCCUGGAAGAAGCACUGGACUCCAUGAAGCUUAUGUUCCAAAAUAGAAAGUAAACUUAAUAUUAUCUGUAUUGAAAAUCGGCACACAAAUUUACGGUGCCCAUAUGUGAUCGGAAAAUGGGUCCCAAUAAAUCACUGUUGAAAUGUAGGACUCACCAAAAUGUUUAUUUAUAUAGGUAUACAAUAUGAAUAAGUACAGUACUGUGAAAAGAUGAGGUGUCAAUUUAUAAUAUACAUAUCAAAAAAUUAAAAUAUGGCUUCAUAAUUUAAAAAAUUAGAGCUAAAGAUAUCUUGGAAAGAAUAAGUAAUAAAAGUAAGUUAUAUGCACCUUAUUGGACAUUUUAAACGAAUUAAAAACUGAAAGCCAAGUUGAUUAUAUUUGAAAAGUGUUUAAAAGUAAUUUUUAUAAACUAUAAAUAUGUUAAAAACAAUCACAAUUUUAAUGAAAACUUAUGAGUCAAACCGAAUACAUAUCAAAUAUGACUUAAUUGCUAGGUAUAAUAUAAAUAUAAUAAUGGUUAUUUAUAUUAUAUUAAUUAUAAAUGUUUAAUUUAUAUUAGUCAUGUUGAAAUUAUAAAUAAUAUAAACAAUUUGUCGAUGUUAUUAGAAUUUUGGUAUAAGAUGCUUGGUAGUGAAAAUUGUAUUUAAUUAGUUUAUUUAGGUAUAUAAAUACAUUAUCAGAGUUUAUUGAAACUGUUGCCGUGCUCUAUAAGUCUUAUGUCGGUUAGCUGGACGACGUGGUCGCCAUUUUGAAUUUUAUUGCGUGUAGUCAGCAAAAAAGGGACUAAAAUAUUAAAUAUUGUUAUAUCUAGUAUUUUUUUUAUGUAUAGUCAAUAUUUAGUUAAGUAGAAAAAUAUAGUAAAACUAUUUUUUUUAUAGCCAAUUAAUAUUUAUUAGAUGAAAAAGCAAUGUAGAGUCAAUGUGCACGUUGCCUGUAAGUGUAGUGUCGACACUGAUUGAUUGCUAGCUUAGUCUGUUUGUUUGGUGUCUAAAUAUUGGCUAGAAAUGUAAUAAUAUGAAAUAUUAUGCACAUAGUUUGCCUUUAAUUAAACAGAAUUAUAAUUAUCUGAAAAAUAAAAAUGGAAAAGUGGAUUAUAUAAUUGAGGAAAUUUGGGUAACUUUAAUACCGCGUUCUUAUUGGUAUAGUAAUUAUCUUUCCUUCUACAUAUAAUAUUAAAAUAUAGUAUUUCUUACUCUAAGUAUUGAAAACUGUAUUUAUGUUUAUAAUCAAUUUAUACAAAAAGAUAAAUAUGAUCGUACCCGAAACAACGUGUUAACAAAAAAUAAUAAAAAGAGCCACUUUAUUGAUACCUAAAAAAAAGUCUAUCAACCGAAUAUUAUUAUAUUAGUAAAUAACUAGCUUGACUGUUUGUUAUAAAUUUGCAACUCCUGGGUAUACCCAAACUUUACGGAUUAUAUUUAGUCAAAUAAACUUAUCCAAUAAUUUAAUCUAUAUUACAUCUACCUACUUAUUUACUUGAUUUUAGCUUAGUAUUAUAUAAAUUUUUAUAGUUAUAUACACAUUUCAGAUGUCUAUUUAUACAUUUGUUAAAACUUAUUUAUAAAUAUCACACUGGUCAAAUGUAAAAAAAAGAUGUAACUUCGAAAGUUAAUUUUAUAUCUACUAAUUAAGUUGAUGCUUGAAAUGAGCAUGUAAAUUAUUACACCAAUUCUAAACAGUUUAGGACACGCUCGUUUAAUAAAUCAUACGAGUUAUAAAAGUAUAAAAAAUAAAUAAAUGAGAGUGCUGCAGCACAGUUGAAGAUGGUAACUAAGUUAUUUUCGAAAUAACGUCAGAUUUGUCCUUUACUACAUUAAAUUUUAAUAUACUUAUGGAAAUGAAAAAAUGUUAAUAGAAUAUUACAUCCAUUAUAAUAUUACAUCCAUUAUAAUAGUAAAUUACUAAACGGUAGGUACUUACCCGACCUUGACACAAUAUAUUUCAAUUCAAAUGAAAUGAUUUAAUUUGUUUGCCAUUUGCAACUAAUUAAAACUAGUAUAAAUAUACAAAGGACUAUAUACUUUCUGUAUAUAGUACUAUCUACGAUGCACUAUUUAAUUGUAGUGAAUACUUAUGCACCUACGUAAGUGUCUAAAUUGUCUACCUACUAACACUGUUCCAAAUAAUAGAUUAGUGAUAAGUCGUAAAUAUUGUCAAUGCUGUGGUGAUAUCAUAAAAUUUAGAUUUGUAAUAUAUUAUUACAUAGUAAUAUUAUUAUUGGCAAAUUAUAAUUAUAUAAAAGUCAUAAUUUUGUAUUACAACGAUAAAGUGAUUUUAAUUAGCAUAUUAAUGUGAUUAAUAUGAACCGUUAAUGGGUAGAUUGGUGUCAAUUGUUUAGUGUUGAGAGAAACUAAAUUAAUGUGACCGAAUUAAAGAUGCAAGAGAUGAAAACAAGCACUAUAGGUAUGAGUGUGAGUUUAAUUUUAAGUUUAUUUUAGUCACAUGAUAACGGAAUAGAUACUUUUUACUUACAACUUAACUGCUUUCUUUAAGAAAAUAAAAUUAGCACUUUUUUAACAAUGUUACAUAAAGCUUUAAAUUGCUGUCUCGUCAGAUAUUUACGUGAAUAUUAUCGUAAUAUAAAUCUAUUUAUUAAAAAUUUUACCGAGUUAAAUUUUAAUAACAUUAACAAAAUUGAAUAAUUCAUGCUAUUUAUUAUUGUUUAAUUUAAUAUAAAUUAGCAUUAAGCGUAAUUAUAUAAAUAAUAUAUAAAAUAAUGAAACUUAUACAUAUCAAUGCCGCCAUUCAUGCAAGGCAUGGCCAAGAAUAUCGCAAACAUAUCAAAGAAAUUUUAGUGUAAGUAAUUUAUAGUGAUAUGAGAACAUAUCAUCUAAUUAAUAUAUUUAAUAUAUUAUUAUAAGGAAGUAAAUUAUAAUAUAAUUAAAAAAAAUAUUUCAAUCAUACACAGUAGAAUAUACUUACCACUACUAAGUAAUUUUAUACUUAGUAGUUAUACAUCUUUAAGUUAUAUAAAUAUAACUUACAUGUCUCUUUACAUGUCAAGAAUAACAACGUUAUAAAACAAGAUAUAUAAAAUUCUGCCUUCCUAUUUAUAGGUAGGCAACUAAAACUUUUUAAAUAAAGCACAAUGGCUUUAUAAUUUUAUUUAAAGGAAACUAUGCACGAGUGUUAAAAGUUAGGAAAUAGCUGUGGAGUGUUUUCAUGUUGAAUAAAAUUAAAAAAUGUUAAUAUAAAAUGUAAAAUGCUUAGCCUAGCGUCCAUGUGAGUAUGAGAGAGGCGAGUGAGCUGGCAUAGUGCGGCCAACCGUUGAGAGUAGAACGUUCUCUUUUCGAUUAAUCGUAUUCAUGGACCAUGUCGUCUCUGUGUUCGCUCAGGAUAGUGUUGUCACAUGUCGUGUUAUAAUAAAAAAAAUGUAUCAUUGAAAAAAUUAAAAAAAAAUAUUAGCGUAAAGGGAAAAAUAUUAUAAACUUUUAAAAAUUUAAAUACAAUCUGUUGAAAUUUGAUGUGAAGACAUAUUAAACAUAGCAAAUAAAAGUUUUAGAAAGACGUUAUACUUUUAUGUUAUAAUUUUUACGUGAACACUAUGAACCAGUACUAUAGAUAGGUGAGUAAAGAAUUGUUUAAAUAUAUAAUAUUUUUUUUUAAAGCUAAAUGGUUGAAUGUGUAACAAUUGAAUAGAGUAAUGCAAAUGCAAACCUACCUAUAGUAUUAAGUAUCUAUUUAUGUUUUUCAAUUAAUUUUUUAAAUAAUCUAGAGCAAUAUUUUUGAAUAUUUAAAAUGUUAUGUUUAGUCAGCUAUUUAAUUUGUAACUUACUUAAUAUAAGUCAUAUGUCCUGAAUUUAUAUUACUUAUAUAUAUAUAUAUAAGUAGUAAAAUUAUAUAACUUAUAAUUGUUUUAUUACUUUUUUAAUAUGAUAAGUUGACCGUGUUCAUGAUUUAUUAGAAUGUUAGCAACAUUAGAGUUAAGUAUGUAGCGUGGAUCCUAAAGAUAUAGAAAUAUUAUAAUCACUUGUUAAGUGUAUUAACUCACUGUUUAUUGUUAUUAUUGUAAUUGCUACUGGCAAAUUAAUAAUUUACAUACAUAGAUAUCUACCGGUUGUCAAGUCAAUAAAAAAAAAUCGAGCAAUAAUAAAUUCGUAUACAGAUACUUUUAUAAGUAACUGUCUAUUGAUUUAUUAUUACUUUAGAUUAAAAUAUAAAUAAUUAUCCACUCAGGCAAGUAUAAAAAUUAUUAUAACAUUGGUCAAUUAAUGACAGGUACAUUGUUCAAAAUAUGAAUGUGUCUAUGGUACUUAUAUCUACCUACUAUAUGGUUAAAGCACGAGCAGCUUGUAGAUGUAUUAAGGAAUUUAAUAUACAUACAUAUAUUUUAAGUUUCCUUGGAUGUGAUUAAUAUGUAGAUAUUGGUGUUAAUAUCAUAUAUUAACAAAAAUAUAUGUAGCCAGCGUAAUUAUACAAUAAUUAAUUACAAUUAAUUAUUGUAUAAUUAUAUUUAUACAUUCUUAUUAUUAUUGUUAUAAAAUCAUAAUCCAAGUAGUUUAUACGUUUAUACUUCUGUUCUUAAAUUUAUAUAAUAAUCUGUCAAUAAUAUAUAAUUGAGGUAUAGUGUAUAAAAUCAGAAAAAAGAACGGAUUUAAGUAUACACCCUUUGUUUAUUGUCUUACUGUUACAGUCUUUUAGAUUUUUAUAUUUAUAUUAUAUGUAAGUAGCAACCCGCCCUGGCUUCGCACGGGUGCAAUGUAGAAACAAUCAGGCGUCAGUGUGAGUUAUUAAUAAUAUUACCAUUGUAUUCGUCUAAAUAGCAUUUCGAACUCUAUCUACAUAAUAAUGUGGAGUUUUUUUUUAUGGGUGAAAAUGGAAUGGUAACUCCGCCUGCGCUAACGGGAUACGCUGGCGGAGCACCAGUGAAGGGUGAUAGAUGAGAAUGAAAACAGGCCAGUUAGCCCAUCAUGAUGAAUUCAUCAGGAAUUAACCAUGAUAGUUUCCAGGGGGAACCGCGAGACGGUCGACCUGGUUGGGUAUAUUGCUAGCAAUGGGAUUCUCAGUCUCCAUUACUAACAAUCCCUUUCCCCCCAACCUUAGUACUACUUAGUAGUAUUAAGUAAUAACAAAUGUUUUAUCUGCUUUAUUUAUAUUUUAUUGACAGAUUAUACUCAUUGUAUAAAAUUUAAAGAAAUAAAAAUGUUGUUCAGCUUUAUUUAGUAUAAAUAAAUAUUAAAUUAUUAACUAUAUGUUAUGUAUGACGUAUAGUAGUUAAUUGUUUAUAUUCUAGUUGAAUGUAUUUAUUUACAUAUAUAGUUAUAUAUUUAGAUGUAAAUGUUACGCUAAUGUCACGAUUGUAUGAAUAUGCAGUAGGCAUCUUGUCGGAUUUAGACGUUCCUUAUCAUUUAUCUUUGUAUUCGUAUGGUUCGGUGAGUUAUCGUCAUGUAAAUGAGCUCUGGCCACUGGUGGGUACAUGUCUUAACUUUUACCCCCUUAUUCAUAAAAACUAAUAAGUCCUUCAAAACUAUUUUAACUGUUUGAACGUCAGUAUAAUAUUGAGUCCUCAGGAAUGAUAACGCAUGGGUGGUAUCAUGGGCGAAACAGUAUACUCUGUUAUGUCCAUGGUACUGCUCAUGUCUACAGGCGACGGUUACCACUUUCCAUCAGGUGGGCCGUCAGCUUGUUUGCCAUUGUAAGUUGCAUAAAAAUGUUUUAUCACUGUCUUUCAAAUUACAACGAUACGACGUUAUAAGUUUCAAGGAAAGAGCGUAUUUCUUUUUAAAAGGCCAACAACACAUUUGCAAUGCCUCUGGUGUUGUUGGUGAUUAUGGGCGGCGGUAGUCACUUAUCAUCAGGCGAGCCGCAUGCUCGUUUGCCUUCUGUAUUAUAAAAAAAAAAUUGAGAAUUUAGUGCAAGAGAUAUGGAUAAAACGCUUAUAAAGCUAAAAUAGAUUUAUGAGGAGAUUGACGUUUUUAUGAAUAAGGAGGUUAGACUAUGACGCUGCAUGUUUUAUGGUUAACAAGAAAUGGGAAAUAACAUUUAGGGGAAGUAUAAUAAUUUACCUGCAUUAUCUUACCGUUCCGACCAUGUUACACCGACAGUGGUCUUGUUUGUAUGGUGUAGUCUGAGGGCCUACCAUGAAAUGUUUUCCGAAAUUUCGCAGCCGAAAGAAAAACACAAAUUUGAUGUUAAAAUUAUAUAUAAUAAAAUAUUAAAUUAUUUUUUUAUAAAAUUUUUUACAUAGACGGCCCACCUGAUGGAAAGUGGUAAUCGUCGCCUAUAGACAUGAGCAGUACCAUGGACAUAACAGAGUAUAUUGUUUCGCCCAUGAUACCCCCCAUGCGUUGCCAUUCCUGAGGACUCAGGUGUUAUUCCUCUGUACCCAGUAAAUUCACGCCAUAUCCCACCCUUCAAACCGAAACACAGCCAUGCAAACACAGCUGCUUCACGGUUGAAAUACGAAUGGGACAGAGGUACCCAAGCAAAAAGCAAAAAAAAAAAUGCUAAAAUAUCGUUCCUUUAGACUUUUAUGGUAGGAUUUAUGAGGAAUAAAGUAUUAAGUUCGAUUUAUUGGGUAUUGUUUUGGUAUGAACAAAAACAAAAAAAAAGCGUCCGAAAAUUCGGAAUUUCAUUUCACAGUAGACUCUUCGUUCGAGACGACUAGAUAAUUCAAGUACAUUAUCAAUUGUUCACCUAAAUAAUCGCAUUAAUUCCAGUUUCUUAUGAACUAACUAGGUAUCUUAUUGUGGAUGUUAUUAUUGUUUAGUUUGUAGGCUCCGAUCUCGAGCGUGCCGUUAAUAUUGGGCUAAUUAGGAUUACUGUCCAAGAUCUGUGGGGUUACUCUUGAAAUAGAUAGAUAGAUAAUUUAUUUUCAUUACUUACUUACAGCACACAAAUUACAAC
Messenger RNA from Galleria mellonella (greater wax moth), 8700 nucleotides. It is a transcript of the gene ChAT, whose product is annotated as choline O-acetyltransferase. Gene Ontology annotation, molecular function: choline O-acetyltransferase activity. The record is from RefSeq and is a predicted model, not a curated record. Lineage: Eukaryota; Metazoa; Arthropoda; Insecta; Lepidoptera; Pyralidae. The transcript is spliced from 11 exons. Gene Ontology annotation, cellular component: neuron projection; cytoplasm. Gene Ontology annotation, biological process: neuromuscular synaptic transmission; acetylcholine biosynthetic process. Bases 123 to 1907 code for a protein of 594 amino acids.